Messenger RNA from Haliotis rufescens (red abalone), 2043 nucleotides. Its product is annotated as 1,2-dihydroxy-3-keto-5-methylthiopentene dioxygenase-like. The coding region runs from base 115 to 654 and encodes 179 amino acids. NCBI's taxonomy places the organism in Eukaryota, Metazoa, Mollusca, Gastropoda, Lepetellida, Haliotidae. Gene Ontology annotation, molecular function: acireductone dioxygenase [iron(II)-requiring] activity. The record is from RefSeq and is a predicted model, not a curated record. The transcript is spliced from 4 exons.
GUGUCGAGUGGUGACGAAUGGGCCCGAUUUUCCACAUGUGACGGAUUACAUGAAUCAAAACAGAUCCAUAUUCCUGCACAACGCAUUUGAUCGUCUAAACUAACAGCAGUUAAAAUGGUGAGGGCGUGGUUUAUGGACAGUUCUGACACUGAUCAGCGUCAGCCCCACAUGCAGGAACCUCCGCAGUUUGUCGACUUAGCUACGCUCAGAGAGCUGGCUGGUGUCGAAUACUACCAGAUGGAUGCAGAUGGUUACCUGGAGAACAGCGCCCUGAAAAAGCUCCGUGAGGAUAGAGGUUAUUCGUAUGAAGAUUUGAUCGAAAUUAAAAAGGAUACUCUACCAAAUUAUGAAGUGAAGAUAAAGGCUUUCUUUGAGGAGCAUCUUCACUCUGAUGAAGAGAUUCGGCUCAUCAUUGAUGGCAGCGGUUACUUCGAUGUUCGAGAUAAGGAUGACAAGUGGAUAAGAAUCGAGUGUGUGAAGGGCGACCUCCUCAUUUUGCCUGCUGGGAUCUACCACAGAUUCACCUUAGACACCAAGAACUACAUCAAGGCUGUGCGGUUGUUUGUUGGUGAGCCAGUGUGGACUCCCAUCAACAGACCAGCAGAUGACCAUCCUGCACGAAUCAAUUACGUCAAGACAGUGGUUGCUCAGUGAACAAUGGCUGGACGUCCUCCGACAGUGCUCAAUUUGUAACCAAGAACAAUCUAUAUCCACGCCUUUCUAGAUUUCUAUGCACAGACAUUUGCAGGAUAAAUCAUGUAUGAAGAGACAUCAUUCCAAAAUAUUCUCCAAUGAAUAAAAGCUGAAAUUGCAUGGACGUUACUCUGCAUUGUGACCACCAAUGGUUACAACACAGCAUUUGUGCUGGAUCGCUGGGACUAACAGAGGCUUGAGCUGACAUCCAUUGCCUGUGAGGGUAUCUCUCAACCAAUCAUCUGAAUCCAUCUAUUUGAUAUCAUGCAAUAAAUAGAAACACUGGCAUGUUUUGGUGAUCUGUGAUAGGUGUAGUCAAUUUUAUGUUGAAUUUGUGAUAACUUGUUUUGAGAAUUUGUAAUGCAGGCAGCAUAAAUCUUGGUUGUGUUUUGCUGUUGGUAGUCAGUUCAAUGGUCAGAUAUUUGUCCAGCCUUGUAUUUUAACAACGAUGUACACCAUGUAGGUGUAUAAAUACUGUUGAAUAUUAAUAUUGAUCAUCAGGAACAUAACAUGUCAACAGAUUGCCUUAUCAGUCACUCUUACUUCCCUCCCUAUAUAUAUAGUUUUAUAUAGUUUUGAUUGAUUCUUUACACAAUAUUUAACCAGUUUAGAAUGUUGCACCAUUAUUAAGACUGUUGUUACAGCAAGCAGCUGGGAGCUUUAGCAAUGCCUAGUUAUCCCAUUUCAUGGGUCUUACAGAUCAGUGUCUGGAAAAUCCUUCAGGAUGUGACUGAUGUUGAUUAGUAUUUUCAUGUGAAGAAUCUUCUGAGUCCUCUUGAUUCCAGCAAGAACUGGCUUUCUACUGCGUGUACAAUGCAUAAUCUGUAGUGCAAGAAACUCGCUUGAUUAUAUAUCCGAACUGGAGAGCAGUCUAAAUGUUUUCAUGUCAGAUUAAAUUCUGUAUGCUUGGGAAGGGGUCUGCAAAUUUUCCAUCCCACAAAAUGAACUGUUCUGGGUUGUCACAGUAAAAGUCAACAUAUAGCAUCUCUAAUGGCCAUAUCAUCACUAUGCAAGGAAGAUUGUGCCAAGUCAAAAACCCUUUUCGGUGCGUAAGUGUUGCUCCACAACUUCUAUGCAUAGGUCCGAUUGAUUGUUCUUAAAAUCAUUUUUAUAAAAGAAGCACAGAAAUGGACCCGUUUCACAGUUAAAUUUUGUGGUAGGGUGUUGGGAUAUGUCUCAAAGAACUUGAACUGCUACCUUGUUAUUGUUUAAUUCUGUUGAUGAAGACUAAACUUACAGAGCAAUGUAGUCGGUACAUAACUGACUUUUCAUUACUUAUCAAUAACAUAACCAUGAUAACACCAUUUACUUAUUAAUGCUGUUGAAAUAAAAGGGUUGCUUCUCUGAAAA